AUGGAAAACACAUCCCAUGUUUCAUCGUUUACACUUACAGCAUUUGGAGAUAUGGGUAACAACAAAUAUAUAUAUUUUGCUAUCACUCUAAUAGGGUAUCUUUUUAUGAUCAGUGUAAAUUCAUGUUUUAUUUUACUAAUAAUACUAGAGAAAAGCCUCCAUGAGCCAAUGUACAUCUGCCUCUGUAAUUUAUUUAUGAAUGCCCUCUUAGGAACUGCUAGCUUCUAUCCUUCAUUUCUGUAUCAUCUUCUUUCAGACACCCAAGUCAUUUCUUAUGGAUUUUGUUACACUCAAAUGUGUGUUAUGUAUACAUAUGUUAUGGGUGAAAUGACAAUUCUAACGGUUAUGGCCUAUGACAGGUAUGUAGCAAUAUACUUGCCAUUAAAAUACAACACUGUCAUGACAUGUACACAACUAUACAAAUUAUUACUUGCAGCCUGGAUUUAUCCUGUUGUUAUGGUGUUCUUGUUUCUCAUCUUUUCUCUGUCAGUUCCAUUAUGUGGAAACCAGAUUAAUAAAUUGUAUUGUCACAACUGGGAUGUUAUGAAGCUAUCUUGUGUAGACACGACUGUUAAUAAUAUUUUGGGAUUUUUGGUAUAUGCUUCAUUUAUUCCACUCUUUUCUUUUACUGUAUACUCUUACAUUAAAAUACUUAUAGUAUGCCAUAAAAGCGCCAAAGAGCACAACAGGAAAGCUUUGCAAACCUGUCUUCCACAUUUAAUUUCAUUAAUUAGCUUUUAUGCUACUGUGUUAUCAGAAACGGUUCAAAGCCGAUUAAACCCUAAGAAUGUGUUAAACAUUGUACGCACAAUCACAUCACUGGAACUUCUAAUUGUUCCUCCUCUUUUGAAUCCCAUUAUUUAUUGCCUGAUUCUGCCUGAGAUCCGUAAAAGAGUUGUGAAAACAUUUAGAGGAAAACAAAUUGGUCCUAAAGCAUGGAUACGGCGCCACAAACCCGACAUCCUGGAGGAGGCGGUAAAAUUGGCCGAAGACUUCGAGGACUCCCUGACGUCGGCCCGGGUCAGGAUCCUGUCAGUCCCUGUCCUUCGCAGUCACGAACCUCUCCCUCCCUCUCCUCCAAUACCACCAUCAUCCUCGUUCCUGGGACCAAGACCUCCCAGACCGCCGAUUCCGUUGGGCCCCCUUGCCUCCCCCUCAUGGAGACUGAGUAGAUACGUUUCAAGUGAUAUGCCAAAGGCUUUACACAAUCUCCUGUCAGUGGAAUUUCUAAUCGUCCCCCCUGUUUUCAAUCCUGUCAUUUAUGGUUUAAACCUUCAAACGAUCCGGAACAAAGUCACAAGAAUGUGCAGCAGAAACAAAGUAUAA
Messenger RNA from Polyodon spathula (Mississippi paddlefish), 1326 nucleotides. RefSeq names its product putative olfactory receptor 7A2. Gene Ontology annotation, molecular function: G protein-coupled receptor activity; olfactory receptor activity. Gene Ontology annotation, biological process: G protein-coupled receptor signaling pathway. The transcript is spliced from 4 exons. The record is from RefSeq and is a predicted model, not a curated record. NCBI's taxonomy places the organism in Eukaryota, Metazoa, Chordata, Actinopteri, Acipenseriformes, Polyodontidae. Gene Ontology annotation, cellular component: membrane. The coding region runs from base 1 to 1326 and encodes 441 amino acids.